AUGUCGCUCCCACAGCAAGCUAGCCAGUUCUUGUCGCACCUGGCGGUACGUCGGUCGACCUACACCCUCGCCAAGACCCCCUCGAUCCUGACCGCCGACCAGAUCCGUACGAUCCUCUCCAAGAUCCUGCGCGAGUCUCCGUCAUCCUUCAACUCCAAGUCCCCUCGUCUCGUCCUCCUCCUCGGUGCGGAGCACGACGAGUACUGGUCGACCACCGUUCCCACCGCCCUCUCCUCCGCAAUCAAGUCCUCUGGAGGGGACGACAAAGCCGUCUCAUCCGCCGUCGGUCGGCUGGACCUGUUCAAACCGGCUUUCGGCACCAUCCUCUUCUUCGAAUCGCAAUCCGUCGUCCAGGGUCAACAGAAAAACAUUCCGCAGUACGCAGACAACUUCCCCAUCUGGAGUCAGCACGCCAGCGCCAUUGCGCAGACCAACACUUGGGUCGCCCUGACCAACGCUGGCUACGGCGCAAAUUUGCAGCACUACGGAAACUUGACCGAGAAGGAGGUCAAGGGCAAGUAUGGGUUGCCCGAGGACUGGAAGUUCACCGCAGAGUUGGUAUUCGGCGCCAAAACGGACGAGCCUAAGCCCAAGGAGUACAAUGAGGACAAGGAGAAUGAGGAGCGACUCAAAGUGUUUGGCGCUUAG
This is a messenger RNA of Kalmanozyma brasiliensis GHG001, 648 nucleotides long. Its product is annotated as Nitroreductase-like protein. Lineage: Eukaryota; Fungi; Basidiomycota; Ustilaginomycetes; Ustilaginales. The transcript has a single exon. The coding region runs from base 1 to 648 and encodes 215 amino acids. Gene Ontology annotation, biological process: cellular response to oxidative stress. The record is from RefSeq and is a predicted model, not a curated record.